UGUUUUUUUUAAAGUGGGAUUCCCCGACAACGUGCUUUAGUCAGUUCAAAAUAUUUUGGAAGUGUUUUCUGGACGAAUUGGAGGCUUUCCUCUGAAAAACACAUUUGAAAGGGAGAAUGGACCCCGACUUCAACCUCCCUUUGAGUCAGGACACCUUCCAUGAUUUAUGGAACACUGUUGUUUUGUCGACUGAGAAUGAGUCUUUGGCUACAGGUGACGGAUUGCUGGAUCUAAAUAUACAUUUUUGGGAGAAUGGAGAACUUCCACAGCAGGAAACUAAAAAUGUGCCUGCAGCCCCAAUGGUCCCUGCAAUUUCCAAUUACGCGGGAGAAUUAGAUUUUGCCCUCCGAUUUAGCGAGUCUGGCACCGCAAAAAGCGUGACUUCCACGUUUUCAGAAAAAUUGACCAAACUAUUCUGCCAGCUGGCUAAGACCACUCCGAUUGGGAUUUUGGUUAAGGAGGAGCCUCCGCAGGGCGCCGUCAUCAGAGCAACGGCUGUGUAUAAAAAGACUGAGCAUGUGGCAGAAGUCGUCAAGAGGUGCCCACACCACCAAAGUGAAGACGCGUCCGACAACAAGAGCCAUCUGAUCCGAGUGGAGGGCAGCCAGCUGGCCCAGUACUUUGAGGAUCCGAACACCAAAAGGCAGAGCGUGACCGUACCUUACGAACGCCCACAGCGGGGAUCUGAGAUGACGACCAUCCUGCUGAGUUUUAUGUGCAACAGCUCCUGUAUGGGAGGCAUGAACCGGAGGCCCAUCCUUGCCAUCCUGACCCUGGAGACCACAGAGGGGGAGGUUUUGGGCAGGCGGUGCUUCGAGGUCCGUGUCUGUGCCUGUCCAGGCAGGGACCGCAAGACAGAGGAAGAAAACCUGGAGAAAAACGGCACUAAGCAGACAAAGAAAAGAAAGAGCGCUCCUGCUCCAGACACAUCCACUGCUAAAAAGUCCAAGUCUGCCUCUAGUGGAGAAGAUGAGGACAAGGAGUUGUACACUCUGCAGAUACGGGGCCGUGACAGAUUCAAUAUGUUUAAAAACCUGAAUGAUGGUCUUGAACUGCUGGACAAAACAGGGUCCAAGAAAAAACAGGAGCUUCCUGCGCCCUCCAGCGGGAAGAGGCUGCUGAAGGGGGCGAGCGACAGCGACUAGUUACCGUCUUUCAUUUGUCUUUUGGUUUAUGUUUUUUUUAUAUACUCCAUUAUUAAUUUUUCAUUUAUAAUGGCAUUAUGUUUUCAUUUAACUGUAGUAAUUUGUCUUCUUUUUUCUUUUUAUAUUUUUAAAAAUUGCUUAGCUAGGUUCAAUUAUGUGGAAUUAAGUAUUGGCCAGUUUUGAGCCAAAUUGCUUUCGUUUACUAAAGCUAUAUUUUCUUAUUUCCUUAGUUUAAAGAUUAGAUGAUAUCAGUUGUGAUUUAUCUCUUGGGAACAGUUUAUUUUUUUACAUUUUUUUAAGUAGUGUUGGUAGAAGAGGGGCUGGCUGGAUCACCCCCAACACUUGAUCCUUGUUUUAUGUUUUGUGGCCCUUUUUUUGAAAACUAAUUUGACACUGAAUAACCGUCUGUUUUCCUGCCAGCUACUGUAUUCAAAAUAUGAAUCGAGUCGCAUCUUUACAGCAGUAAAGUUGAAAUUUUUUUUGUUUCCUCCUCUAAACCAGUUGAACCACUUUAAGGCACUUUGGCUUGACAUUACCAAUCACUGACUAAAUGACCACUUUAAACAUAACACUGCCAGAGAAUAUUAGGAGGCAUUUCUGUAACUUUGUAGUUUAGCGAAAGGUUUCGGUUUCCUUUAUAUUCUUUAAAUUUCAUGUAUUUUGUACUGACUUUCUGUUUUAUACUCGAGCUUUGAGCUGAAAUAAACGCAUUCCAUCUCAA
Messenger RNA from Poecilia reticulata (guppy), 1866 nucleotides. It is a transcript of the gene tp53, whose product is annotated as tumor protein p53. Gene Ontology annotation, cellular component: nucleus. NCBI's taxonomy places the organism in Eukaryota, Metazoa, Chordata, Actinopteri, Cyprinodontiformes, Poeciliidae. Gene Ontology annotation, biological process: regulation of transcription by RNA polymerase II; protein tetramerization; apoptotic process. The record is from RefSeq and is a predicted model, not a curated record. Gene Ontology annotation, molecular function: DNA-binding transcription factor activity, RNA polymerase II-specific; RNA polymerase II cis-regulatory region sequence-specific DNA binding; protein binding.